This is a messenger RNA of Phytophthora nicotianae INRA-310, 4868 nucleotides long. RefSeq lists its product as hypothetical. The coding region runs from base 11 to 4759 and encodes 1582 amino acids. NCBI's taxonomy places the organism in Eukaryota, Oomycota, Peronosporomycetes, Peronosporales, Peronosporaceae. The record is from RefSeq and is a predicted model, not a curated record. Gene Ontology annotation, molecular function: tRNA (guanine) methyltransferase activity; RNA binding. The transcript has a single exon. Gene Ontology annotation, biological process: tRNA methylation.
GUGCAAAGUGAUGGAGGCGAUUGCAGCAGCAUGGGCACGCUGGCAGCGCUUCCACGAGCUAAAUCGCAGCGUUUUGGAGCUAGAUGUGGCGGAGAUGGAGGCGCAGUUUGAACUGGUGGCUACAGGUCUCUCAUUGAACGACAAGCAGGUCCAGGAGCUGUUCAGAGACGACGCACAUGGUCUGAUAAAGCUGUUAACGCCCCUCCCGAUUGCUACAGAUGACGUUAGACGCUUCCACUUUACUCUAGUGGCCUCUUCAGUCAUUCUAGAAGGAUAUCUGCAGUCACUUGAAGUGCCAGAAGAACAGGCGACGCGGUUAUUGGUCGGGAAGUUGGCAAGUUAUGUGUUGCUGCCAGUAUUGAAGAUAAAGAGCCAUGGUUCACUGCAUCACGCCGCGUUGGGGAUACUCCAGAGACUGUUGAAUACACAGAGAGAUCACGAUGCGGUGAAGACGCUGUUUACUACAGUUCAGGGGCUCUUAAAAGAGGCUGGAGAUGAUGAACCAAGCUACGACUCGCUCUGCAGAUUGCUGGAGCUUCUACAACAGGAAAACAAGUUGAUGAACGAGUCAAUGCAGGUCUGUGAGGUGGCUAUGAAGACCUGGAAACAGCGACCACAGUUCUUACGGGCAGUGGUGCUGCAUAUUGUGCCAAAGCUGCUCGAAGACAGCGACAAAGGUGUAUAUCAGACUCUCCUGACGAUGGUGCUGGAUGCGUGGGACCCGCUGUUGACGACUUUCCCUCAAGAACUGUUGUAUCUCGUGUGUGUCAUGAUGCCCAAGGGUCCACGUGAGAUUAUUGCAGAUGUUAGACUGCAGAAUCUAGUGUGCUAUGCUCUUCGACACAAUGACGCACUACUGCGCAAGCAGGGUCUUCACAUUCUCAAGGUUGCUUUCUCUCACUGUACAAUGGAGUCGAAGGACGAGAAACAAGCGUGGGUGGAUACAUGGCAGAGCUUCCUGACGGCCUCGGAAGUGAUUCAGAUGCACCAUGAACAGCAUCUGAUUGAACAGGUUUGGCCCCAAGUUGCUGGUCUACUGAAGAGCUACUUGAUCGUGGAUUCAAACAAGCAACAGCAGAGUGAACAAUGGCCAGUACAGCUGACGUUCGACUGGAUGCAGAGUCUUUUGGUGCGGUUAUUCGCCCAUGACAACCCCGCCGUGAAGCGGCUAUUUAUCUCGAAUUUUAUGGAGACUUACAUCGAAAGUUGGAGACUUUGGCAGAAAAAUAGCAGCAAGGAUGUUGAUCGUAAAGCCUCCUUCUCCUGUGCUCCUGUUUUCCAGCAUUUUGUGCUUCAAGACGUGCUACGUGCCUGCAACGACCCUAUACUUUACAAGCAAGCACAUCGAACUCGCUUCCAGGCGUUGGUGGCUGAUUUCCUGGCUUCUUUCCUUGCUUUUCAAAGCGAGAACGAGCGUGUGUUGGACGAUUUCGUUGCUGCAGUCGAAGAAGCGAUUUUUGGUGAAGACGCAGACAGUCACUCGCCUGAAGCUUUGCUAAGUAUGUUGCAAGUGUUCCAGUCUCCUCAUCUGAAGCGUGCAGCCUCGAAGAUGACACUAAGCAGUACAGCUGUAGACCGACUCCGGUUCUUGCUAGACGUGCAUGCCAUGCAGUCCUUCUCGCAAGCGAUGCGAACGAAAAUGCUUCGUGCGUUGAGUCACGCGCUCACUGGAGGGUUCGUCUGUGCGUCGUCACUAUCGCUGUUGACGAUAGCUCGUGUGCUUUGUGUCUUCCCCUUGAGUACUUUGGUAGCAAACGAUGGUGAGGCGCUAGUGCAUUCUCUAGCGUGGAUGGAAGCCUCCUCUUCGGAUGAAAACUCAUUCUGCUUCACAACAGCUUUAGCAACUGCGCUUCAAACGUAUUUGAAGACACCUGUGGAAGGAAGCGUGGAAGGUGUACUGAGUCCGAAUCAACUGGCGAGAUUGCUGCUCUUAACAGCAGAAAACGUUGACGAAGCAGAGGCUUUUCAUCUCGAAGGAACGCCAGGACGUCGGGCUAACGUUCGAGUGAUGUUGCGUGCUUCUCUCAGUGCCUUGCUGUCCAAGGUCUCGGAAGAAGUGGAUACUGCACGGCUUGUGCUUGUGAUUGCCAAGUUUGAAGACCAGGUUCAGGAGCUUGCGGAUAGUUGCACGUCGAAAUGCUUCAUGUUCUCGUUUCAACGUGAGUCUUUCUAUGCGGGGCAAGUCAACUGUUCAUACCUGUUUAAAGCAGCCAUGGCAGUCAUCCGGAGCUGGCUGGAUGGUGAGAUGCAGUCUGGAGAUCGCGAACUGGACGAUAUUAUGGAGCUCGUUGUCUCUGCUGCAUUGGUGGCCUCACAGAUGAGUACACACACGAUGACUUCGACUGGUGGGCUGGAUCAAAUGAACGUCCUUGAUGCCCUUUGUGAAGAGCUGAAGGAUGUUCUGGCAUCGGCUGAUCGAAGUGUAUUUGACUUGGCAUUAGCUGCAAAGUGUCUGUCCAUUGUUGGCGAGAACACUGCUGCACUUGACUCUCUGCGUGCAUUUGAAAGUGAACGUAUUCUCCCCCUUCUACUCGCGCUGGAUACGAGUCGACGUUACAGUGGAAAACUCGAUGCGCGUUGUGCGAUCAGCUUGGCUGCUAGCAAGUGGAUCCUGCUGCAUCGUGUCGUUGAAUCCUCGUCUUUCAUCGACACGAAACUAUUGCGAGAUAUAUACGACGCCUGCGUUGAGGCCUUGCCCACUGCAGGCAUGGAUCCUUCGGCGUUGAUUCAGAUGGUGAACGUGCUGUCGCUCACACUAUCGCAACUGGCAGGCUCAAUAGUGGCUUCAAAUGGUGUUGAAGAACUCGACAGGUUGCUGGAUGAAGUCUGGACGGCUUACAACGACAGCAAGGCUAAGCCUGAUGCACUUACUCGAGCUGUCGUUAUGUGUAUUUUCCAGCCGGUAUUCCUCCUGCGCAGUGAGCUACAAGCGACGAUGAAGUACUGGAUUGCGGAGUUUAUCCGCUUUGGAUCAAAACACAGACCCAACGUCAUCUUCCACUUGGCUUGUCGAUUAUGCCAAACCUGGCGUGCUCAUCCAGUGUCGGCGUUAUCCUUCGUAGAUGAACUCGUUGAACUGCUACUCUACAAAGAACCACUGAUUGAUGAGAAGGAGCAGCUAACGAUGGAUACUGGCGCUCCGUUCCAAGGCUUUCAGGGCUUCUCUCCUCUCGACGGCUAUCAGACAGCAGCGAUCACGACUCACGCUAAGGACAGGUUUGUGCGGCUUAUAAUGCUGAGCUUCUUGGACGACGUAGCAGUCGAUAGAAGCUCUACGACAGAAGCUACCCAGCAGCUCAUGAACGCACUGCUCGCUCGACUUCUUCAACUCAACGUGACUCCGGACUGGCAGAAGCAGCACAUGCUUAACAGCGAUGGAUUCGGCAAGAAGUUGCGCUCGUGGCAGGCUUUGUGCAUCGUCAGUACACAUGUGAACAAGGCGCAGCUGACGGAGUUGAUUCCCACGCUUCAAACUGCGUUUGCAGUGCCUCAACUGCCCAGUGUUCGCUACUACAUGGAGCUCUUCGGUAUGCGGAUGGCUACCAAGUUCCCACGUGAGAUCUGCUCUGGUCUGUUGCUGCCCAUGCUCCAGGAUGCGAAUUUGAUGCCUCAAGUGGGCGCGUCGCUGUUACUUGUGUCCGCUUACCUUGUGGAUUCCAAGCUGGACGACAAUAGUCUUGAUAUCGACUGUGGCGAACUACUGGAGACGAUGUUACCGUGGCUCAACACGUCUCAUGGAUACACAAGGGUGCUGGCUCAGUAUCUACUGGCCAAAGUUCUACCUCGUCACAUUCAUCAACUCAAACUGAGCUCGAAUGUUACUCCCGGACUUCGCUUUUUGGAAGGUACGGCGCGUUAUCUGAGCAACAACAAGGAGUGCAAACGCAUGCUACGACGACAGGCUCGACAACUGGAGGAAUUCCACCCUGACUACGAGAGCUCGUUGCUUGGAAUGCUCUCUUCCGGCUUCAUCAGCGAGUUCGGAGAGCUUCUGCCUCGCGACGAGGCUCUUCGCUUCAGCGAACAACUCAAGACAGCCAUGAACGAGCUGUACGCGCAGUACCAGCUCGAAAACUUCACUCCGACGCCUUCACAGCAGAAGAUUAACGCCGAGUCUGAUAGUUCAAAUGGAACUCUCACUGUGCAGCGUAAAAUUGACACAACCGCUUUGCUGCUUGAGGACAGUGCACUGCCCUCUGCGAUGCGAGCGGAUUUCGAUGCAGCGCGCCGUGGAGUCACUUUGAACGCUCGUCAACGACCUCGACAGCCUAUCAUCAUGUGUGCCAGCUUGGUAGACAAGAUCCCGAACUUGGCAGGACUGGCACGGACAUGCGAGAUCUUCAACGCUCAGAAAUUGAUCGUGCCAAACCUUCGGAUGACGCAGCAGGACGUCACCUUUGCGACAGUAAGCGCUACAGCGCACAAGUGGAUGCCACUGGAAGAAGUUCGACCGCAAGGCGACGAUUUACGGCAAGCGCUUCUACGUUGGAAGCGCGAGGGUUACACUAUUGUGGCCGUAGAGCAAACCGCGUCCAGUGUGAGUCUCGCGAACUACACGCUGCCACGCAAGAUGGUGCUGGUUCUAGGGCGCGAGAAGGAAGGGAUCCCGGUGGAAGUGCUGCAGCUGGUUGACGUGUGCGUUGAAAUCCCUCAGUUUGGGCUUGUACGCUCGCUGAAUGUGCAUGUGAGUGGAGCUCUGAUGCUCUGGGAGUACACGCAACAGCAAUUGAUGUCUGGAGCACUCGAGUCGACUCUUUAGAUGGAGUUGAAUACUGGAGAAUUCCGUCCAAAUACUCUGACAGAAUUUAUUUGUCGUAAUACAAAAUCCAAAUUAUGGCCAAUAAAUUCUGUCAAAAUAAUACCAAAAG